CUCAUCACAGCCACAGCACUGAAUGCUCCAAUACCUCCAAAAGUACAGAAUUGUAGUCGCGUAAUCCAAAUUGACCGAUCCGAACCGUCAAAAUGUCAAUUCGACACGUCAACACCGCGCCCCAGGCAUCCGACUUCACCCCGCUACACGAGCACCAAGAACAGACACCGACGACCUUCUUCGGCGCAAAGCCAGUCACAUACGCAAGCUAUUCCGGAGUCACACUCUCAGCGCCAGUAUCACAACUGCAGGAAGACCCUGUAUUCGCCAAGUUCGGCACGACCACUGAUGGCGACGACACCCUGAUCAAGGAUGUAGAUAUCUGGGUGACCUCCGAAUCUCUCAUACUCUUCCAAACCGGCCCCACACCCACCGGCGCCUCCAUCAACUACCCCACCAUCGCGCUCCACGCAACCAUGAAGUGGAAAUCGCAAAUCGAAGCACUCUACAUGAACCUCUCGCUCAACGACGCCGAGUCUGUCAACGCCGAAGAGGACAUCCAGACCCUCGAGCUCACCGUCUUACCACCGAACUACGCCUCCUCCUCAGAUGCAGACAGCACGUGUAUCAAGGACGUCUUCGCCGCGAUGAAUACCUGCGCGGAUAUGCACCCGGAUCCGAAUGCUGAUGACGAAGGAGGUGAUAUCGACGCGGACUUGAGCGCGCCGGGCGCGAGUGGCUGGGUCACGGUGGAGAACAUGGACCAGUACGUCGAUGAGGAGGGGAAUUUCAGUGGGAUGGUCAUUGGGGAUGAGCUAGGGCCGGGCGCAGGGACGGUGAGGCAGAGAGAUGAUGAGGGGACAAAUGGGACUAAUGGGGAGGAUACGAAGUGGAGUAGGACGGGAUGAGUCAGGAAAAAGCUGUAAGUAAGCUCUAGGACAAGACAGUCUCGCGUGGUGACUGCCUGGAUACCGAAGUAGCGGAAGCACGCACGUGCAAAAUACACCCAUAAAUCGAAUAAAUCAUAUUGGAAAACAAGCA
Messenger RNA from Didymella exigua CBS 183.55, 981 nucleotides. RefSeq lists its product as uncharacterized. The record is from RefSeq and is a predicted model, not a curated record. Gene Ontology annotation, biological process: mRNA cis splicing, via spliceosome. The coding region runs from base 93 to 848 and encodes 251 amino acids. Gene Ontology annotation, cellular component: cytosol; spliceosomal complex. The transcript has 2 exons. Lineage: Eukaryota; Fungi; Ascomycota; Dothideomycetes; Pleosporales; Didymellaceae.